Molecule: messenger RNA, 5327 nt
Organism: Oncorhynchus nerka (sockeye salmon)
Lineage: Eukaryota; Metazoa; Chordata; Actinopteri; Salmoniformes; Salmonidae
Gene: rin3
Product: Ras and Rab interactor 3
Exons: 13
Coding region: 84-3107 (1007 amino acids)
Biological process (GO): signal transduction; vesicle-mediated transport
Cellular component (GO): endocytic vesicle; cytosol
Molecular function (GO): small GTPase binding; guanyl-nucleotide exchange factor activity
Source: RefSeq, a predicted model, not a curated record
CCCCAGCCGAGACCCCCAUACCUUCCCCUCACUCGAAAGCCAAACCCUCCUCUCCAGCUCUCCCCAGACCCCCACUUCCAUCCAUGAAGUCCUCCUCUCCCCCUCUACCCUCCCCACUAGUCCCUCUAGCUCCCAAGCCCGCCCCAGCUUCAUCUCCAACCCAAGCCACAGCCCCACGACCUAGCAUCAGUAUCCUGGAGAAACUGAUCAAAACUUGCCCGGUGUGGUUGCAGCUGGGUAUGGCCCAGGAGAGGACCACACUCAUGCUGAAGAAAGAAAUCCCUGGGAUAUUUUUAGUGCGUAAAAGCCACGACCAGAAAUCCAUGGUGCUGUCAGUAUGUGUAUCUGACAAGCAGGAGGAGCUUCAGGUCCAGGACAUUCUGAUUAAGGAGGAGAAGUCACUGAUGUACCUGGAAGGGUCUGUUCUGGUCUUUGACAACAUCUUCAAACUCAUGGCCUUCUACUGUGUCAGCCGGGAUAUUCUACCCUUCACCCUGAGGUUGCCUCAGGUCAUCGUCCAGGCAACCAAGUACGAAGACAUAGAGAUGAUAUCGACAUUAGGCUCAGAUUUCUGGGGUUCUCAGCUUCACAGCUCCUCAGAAAUGGUCAAACGUGAUGACCAGGGUCAGGGCCACAGCAGUUCAUCCUGUGAGAUCCAGCUGUCCACCGGGAAUAGUAAUGACCGUCUGUGGUACAUCAACCCCAUCUUCAUCGAGGAGUACUGCAGCAGCCUGGAGGCCUCCACCCUCGUCCCAGCUCCCAUCCACAGGAGCCAGAGUCUGAACAUCCCAGGCCCGGGGCAGGUGCAGGUACCCCCCAAGUUCAAACGGCCCCCACCCAGGCCCCCAAAUGUCCCAGAGGGCUUGAUUCUGUCACAGUCGGCUAAGCAGGGUGCCAGAGGGGAAAGUGUCUCCCCCAGGUCUCCACCCCCACCGCGAACAGUAAUAGUCAAGGCAGCAGGUCAGAAAGCGGAAGGAAACAGCAGCAAAUACACUGAGGAGGGAGAAGGAGCUGCUUCUCAACUCAUCUCGGAGAAAGAGGUGUCAGUUACUGUUACUGACUCAGUAGCAGCUACUCAGCCUCUACAGCCACUGUCACCGCACAGAGCAACAGCAGGACAGAAACACCCAGCACCCCGACCACCCCCACACAGGAUACCACUCGUACCCCUUCGGCGGAAACCCUCAGAGAACCGUCCCUCAAUCCCGGGACAGGAGGGCGGUGUUGGUCCAGUGCCUGUUGCUUCACUGGUCUGCAUCGAUGACACCACUAACAUGGCAGAGGAGAAGUUAGGAGUGGAAUCUCAUGCCGGUGAGACAGAGACACUGCAGAACAAAGGGACAUCAGGGGCUUCAAACAUUAGUGAGGUUGUUACCGUGGCUAUAGCCCCGCGGACGAAGAGGGCCUCACAUCCAGUCCCGCCUCCCAGGAAGAAGAAACCCUCUCAGUUCACUCCCACCACACCUCUCUCCCGAAACGUGAUAAGCGGAGGACUUCUGUCAAUCAAUUCAUCAUCGGAUACCCCCCAGAAUUCCAGCACCCCCUCGCCUGCCUCGAGGCCCACCUCCAUCCCAGUGGGGGAGGCCAGGGGGACAGAUGUGUCCUUGUACUCCCCUGAUGGGGAAGCUGUCUUCCCUGCCCUGGAACAUGACUCCUACUCUACCAGCAGUACAGAGGAGGAGGCUGACACUGUGGCCAGCGGGGCUGUAAGGACCGGUGGGACCAACAACACCAAGGUGUUGAUGAAGAGGACGCCUACCAUCAUGCUGGACCGAGCCAAGCUCCGCCUCUCCAGCGUGUUCACUAACUUCAUGAACACCGACCACAAGCUCCAGAAGAGAAUCCUAGAGCUGUUCAGGGAUGGGAGCUCCUACUUUGGCACCCUGGUGAAGGACUACAGGGUGUAUAUCCUGGAGACCAUGGGGAAGCACAGCUCCAGCACUGAGCUGCUGCAGGAGAUCAGGCAGAUGAUGACCCAGCUAAAGAGUUACCUCAUCCAGAGCACUGAGCUACAGAAUCUACUGGAGCCCAACAUCUACACAGAGGACAAAUUGGAGGUGAUUAUUGAGGCUGUCCUGUGUAAGGCUAUGCUGAAGCCUCUGAGGGAGGCUGUGUAUUCAGGCCUGAAAGACAUCCACGCCAGGGACGGCUGUCUGAAGAGACUGAGGGAGAACCAGAGUGUCGUCCUGGGUACCACCACCACAGAACUGGGGAUCACCACCAGCGUCCCAGAGAACCCUGUCAUGGAGAAGAUCCAGCUGAAGUUGAUGACCCUCCACCAGGAAUACUCCCCUCAGAAGAAGAUUGAUCUGCUCCUUAAGACCUGCAAGAUCAUCUAUGAGUCCAUGUCUAUAGGCUGUCCAUCAGGGAGAGCCUAUGGUGCAGAUGACUUCCUCCCGGUGCUGAUGUACGUCCUGGCCAGGAGCAACAUGGCCUUCCUGCUACUGGAUGUAGAGUAUAUGAUGGAGCUGAUGGACCCUGCACUGCAGCUAGGAGAGGGCUCCUACUACCUGACGACUACGUAUGGAGUGUUGGAGCACAUAAAGAACUAUGAGAAGCAGGUGGUGACACGGCAGCUCAGUCUGGAGAUCCAGAACUCUAUCCACCGCUGGGAGAAGAGACGCACCCUGAACAAAGCCAGCGUGUCACGUUCAUGUGUUCAGGACUUCAUCAACGUGUCAUUCCUGGAGGCGGGGUGCAACACUAAGACCCUGAGGGUCCGCCCCAACACCACAGCUCAGGACCUGUGUGCCCAGUGUGCUGACAAGUUUGAGGUGGCAGAGCCAGAGUCCUACAGCCUGAGUGUGCUGGUGGAGGGCCACCACCAACUCCUGGCCCCUGAGGAGUUCCCCCUCCCCAUCAAGUCCAGUCUCCACCACAGUCAGCCCCUCAAGGAGUACUGCUUUGUCUACCGGCCUGGAAGGACAGAGUCAGAAGGACAGGAGGCAGAAUCCCAGGAGGCAGAAUCCCAGGAGGCAGAAUCCCAGGAGGCAGAAGGACAGGAGGCAGAAGGACAGGAGGCAGAAGGACAGAAGGUGGAGAGCAAGGAGCCAGCUCCCGCAGCCGAGCCAGAGCCUGAGAAGGAGGAGAGUCUGAUCGAGAUAUGAUGAGAUCAGUGUGCGGGUGCGUGGGUGUGUGCGUGCGUACAUGCAUGUGUGGGACAAAGGAUCAAGGAGCUGCUCAAGUGAAUACAAUGGCUUCUGCCUCAAUCAUUAUAGCCAUUUUAAAUGAGAUAUUGUUUUUUGCCUUAUACACAACCAUAUAGACAAUGUUUAGGUCUGCCCUUGACAACGUGGAUACAUUCUGAAAGAAGAGAACCUCCAUCAUCUCCUCACCUUGAUCUUCAGGUCUAAAUAUCAAAUCACACAACAGGAGACUCAAGUUUACUUUAGCUUCCAUACAGAUGUGCUCUAUCUUAAUUUGAUCUGUGUCUCACAGCAGGACAAUAAUCCUGCAGCAACAGGAAAUGUGAAUUAUUAUGUGUAUUAUAAUUAAUGGAUAUUUUUGUAGAAAAGUGACACACUUUUCAUUAGGGAAAAUCAAGUCUAAAAUGUUUAGUGGAAAUUACAAACUUUGAAAAAAAUUGAAUACACUACAAGUUUGCAUUUCCUGCUGCGCAGGAACAACAGAAUGAUCAAAUUAAGAGAGUACAUCUGUAUGGCUUCUAUUGUAAGUCAUAAGACCUACCACUGUCAACUCAUGUCGGACUGGUUCAUACUUCAGACUUUGAAUAUCAUACAGGGGAUCCACACAAGAUCACUUCAGCUUUUAUAUUACUUCUAUGAGAACUAGCGCUGUGAGUCCUGCUUCCUCUUUCUGCAAAGUUGGCCAAAGCUACAGAGAUAAAGAGGAUAUCGUCCUCCUCUAGUUUGAAAGGGCAUAAUAGGCUGUAUAAUUAAACUGUAAUGGAUCCGGAUAAGGAGUCUCUGCCUGCAUCCCAAAUGGCACAUUAUUCCCUAUGUAGUGCACUACUUUUGACCAGGGCCCAUAGUCUGGUCAAAAGUAAUGCACUAUGUAGGGAAUAGGGUGUUAUUUAGGACACAGUCCAUGUAUCCUGUCCGGACGGUGUUCAUUUUCAUAUUUAACAGAUUUGCUUCUGCCACAGUUCAGAUAGACAAUCAGCUGUUCAUUGGUUUUGUUAAUCGAAUUUAGCAUGACAAUAUCCUUGCCAAUAAUUAUGUCACUGGGUUUAUAUGUUCAAGAAAGACUCUGCGACUCUCUGUACUGUAAAUCCAUUUUUGCUGUGCUGGUUUGUAUACUCUUGUAGCUGUGCUGUGGCCACAUUACAUUGGUGUCCUGUAAGAACCUUUGAAGUCUCAUUCUAGAGGGGUUCUGCUACAAUGCCAUUCAUUUUAAGUUCAAAUCCAAGUCUACCAGGCACUGAUGGUGUACAGCUGUAAUUACAUUAUAUAGCAUUAUGGCUUUGAUACUUUUUUUCAGAUUGAUGAGUUGAUUGUUUUGUUUUUAAAAGGUGAAAUGUGAAAUGGUUUAUGUGGAUGUAUCAAGAGAUGAAACCCUGUAAAACAUUGUUUUUUUAAUCAUUUCAUAAAUUCCAAUAUUUCCCAUUUUAAAUAUUUGGGAGUAAAUAUAUUUCCUUUCUUUGUUAAAACCAUUGCCAGAACUUUAACAGAACUCUAAAAUCAAUUCAAUAUGCCUCAGUAGAUGAAAUAAUAUCCCAGUUGCUUUAACCAGCAGAAUAUCUAUUGUCAAAGUUAAUAUAUUGCCACGGCCGAAUUUCUAUAGUUCAAUGCUUCCCAUGUCUCCCCCUUCUGGAUAUUGGGAUACAGUUCAUAGUGAGGUUAUGAAAUGUUUAGUAUAUGGCAAGUUAUGGCAAAAUUAACAAACUUGCAAAGAGGGAAAGACAUAGGAGGACCCAAGUUUAAAUUGUAUUUCCAGGCACUAGCAUUUUGCCCCAUCCUAUUUGUUUAGAAAUGAUUCUUUUGCCCCCUGGCUGAGUAUAGAAAUACAUACUGUCCUGGAAGACCAAUUCUUCACUAAUAUAUCCCUUAAACCAGGGAUCAUCAACUAGACAUCUGGAUCUGGCUGAGUACAGAAAUACAUACUGCCCUGGAAGACCAAUUCUUCACUAAUAUAUCCCUUAAACCAGGGAUCAUCAACUAGACAUCUGGAUCUGGCUGAGUACAGAAAUACAUACUGCCCUGGAAGACCAAUUAUACUUCAUUACCUUCAUCAUUUCCUCCCCUUUAUAUGGCACUCUCUUGUGUUCAUUUACCAGUUGGUGUUAUUCUUGUGUACCGGUGUGUAGCUACAUGGAAUUGUCUCGUUCAUGGUUUUGUUGUUUUAUUAAAUGUUUCACCUGCACCCGC